ACAGUUUUCUCAUCCCAAUCUAAAAGAAAAAUCAGAAAGAAUCAAGAAAAGAAGAAAAGAGAUCCGAAAAAAAUGUCAGGAAUUAUGCACAAGAUUGAGGAAACCCUCCACAUGGGAGGGCACAAGAAAGAGGAAGAGAAGCACAAGGGAGAAGGUCACCAUGGACAUGAGGAGCACAAGGGAGAAGGUCACCAUGGACAUGAGGAGCACAAGGGAGAGGCUCACCAUGGGGAGAAGCACAAGGAAGAGCACAAGGAAGGGAUAAUGGACAAGAUCAAGGACAAGAUCCAUGGUGAAGGUGGUGAGCAUGGUCAUGAUGGGGAGAAGAAGAAAAAGAAGAAAGAGAAGAAGAAGCAUGAGGAUGGUCAUGAGAGUAGCAGUAGCAGUGACAGUGAUUAGAUCAACCAUCAUCACCAUUUAUCUUCAUGCAUCAUCUCUCUUAUAUUGAGUGUAUGGGAUGAAUAUGAUCAAAGCUUGUCUAAGUAUUUGUGUUUUUAUGAAUUAUAGCAUCAAAAAAAUCAUGAAAAUUUGAAAAAAAAAAAAAUGAAAGUCUUGUUUGCUGUUGCAAUUACUAUAGUGUGGAAUGUAUUUAGGCAGGCUGUGAAUGAGAUAUAUGAGAAUAAGAUGUUUACUUUUUUAAAGAUAGCAUAAAA
Molecule: messenger RNA, 653 nt
Organism: Durio zibethinus
Lineage: Eukaryota; Viridiplantae; Streptophyta; Magnoliopsida; Malvales; Malvaceae
Product: dehydrin family protein
Molecular function (GO): metal ion binding
Source: RefSeq, a predicted model, not a curated record